AGAGUUUCUUAGUUCCAACUAGCACUUGAACGCGGCACGAUUCCUAGCCAAGUGGACGAUGUCAGUUUCUCGUAUAAAGGAAUUUAUGACAUUUUUAGAAUUUUACAACAUGUUUUAAAUAUAAUAGUUUGUUCGAAUAGAGCAGUAUGCAUGUCACGGAAUUGUGUUGAAUGCCCUAACGUUACAUAGGGGUGGGGGGGGGGGACGUGUUGGAAGUCCUAGCUAGCUAGUUAACGUUACUCGGACUGAGGCUAGCUGAAACGACCACCAUGAGAGGCAACGACAAGACGUGGAAAGUUUACUCCGAACCAAAGAUAACAGAGGGGUGACAAUAUUGCAGUACCACGAUACACCGGGGGACUUGGUGUCUGGGUAUGUCACACGAGUAACUCCACAGAGUUCCGAGCCACGCCUCGAGAGGAGAGAGAGCUGUCAACCAGGCAGUUGAGACAUGAUUUGGUUCUUUCAUCCGACAGAAUGGUACAAGUCAUAGCCAACGUGUGUUGUUUUGCUCCUUGAGCAAAGAGGUUGGAGUUGGAGGUAUCCCGAUGUGGGUAGUGCCUUGGCGGGCUGGGAGGGAACGAAUUAAUGAGAGGCAUAGGGUAGCAUAAGAGCACAUUCUCUUCCAGAGUCUGACAGCGCUGUCAAUACUUCACUUCACAAUUUGGAGCUAGGACUCGGGAGUUCGGCGAACAUUGGUGCUUUAGCAACACAGGACCAGCCAGCAGUCUGAUGUUAUGUUUUAUUUGAUGAAAUUAAACCAGAUCUACGAAGCUUGCUUAUUGAAGUGCAGGUCCUCAAAGAGAUAACUCGUGGUAACUUCUCUAUUUGGCUGCUGUGAGGGAGGCCAGUGCUGUUACUGGUGAGCAUUGAGACUUCUCCACCCCAGAAAGACAGACGGACGGAGUUCCCCUGCCCAGUGCCCCUGUUCUCCUUUUCAUGGAUGCCAGGCUGGCCCUGCUGCAGCUUGGGACUCUCCUGGUCCUCCUGUCCGCAGCACUGGAGUCGACUCCUAAGCUGACUGCUGGAGAGGAGGUCUACACUAACACCUGGGCGGUCCACAUAGAGGGGGGACCGCAGGAGGCUGACCGAAUUGCCAGGAAACACGGCUUCAUCAACCAUGGCAAUGUGUUCGGGGAUUAUUAUCACUUCCGUCAUCACACCGUAGUGAAGAAAUCCCUAUCAGGCCACAGGGGAACAUAUGUCCGACUGCAGAAGGAACCACAGGUGCGUUGGGUGGAGCAGCAGGUGUCGAGGCGGAGGAAAAAGAGGGAUGACUACAACGAACCUUCCGACCCCAAAUUCCCCCAGCAGUGGUACCUGGUGAGCAAGUCCAACCCCAGCGAAGCAGACCUGAAUGCCAGGGGAGCGUGGUCCCAGGGGUACACUGGGAGAGGAGUGGUGGUCACCAUCCUGGAUGACGGCAUAGAGAAAGACCACCCAGACCUUGCCUCCAACUACGACCCUGAUGCCAGCUAUGAUGUUAAUGAUGGAGACUCUGACCCCCAGCCACGCUACACACAGCGCAACGAGAACAGACAUGGAACACGGUGUGCUGGUGAGGUUGCUGCGGCUGCCAACAACGAUGUUUGUGGGGUGGGCGUGGCCUACAACGCCAAAAUUGGAGGUGUGCGUAUGCUGGAUGGAGAGGUGACAGAUGUGGUGGAGGCCCACUCCCUCAGCCUCAACUCGCAGCACAUCCACAUCUACAGCGCCAGCUGGGGCCCAGAGGAUGAUGGGAAGACGGUAGACGGCCCCGCCAAGCUGGCCAAGGAGGCAUUCCUCCGAGGAGUCACUGAGGGCCGCGGCGGGCUGGGCUCCAUCUUUGUGUGGGCGUCGGGGAACGGUGGUCGUGAGAAGGACAGCUGUAACUGUGAUGGUUACACCAACAGCAUCUACACCCUGUCCAUCAGCAGCACCACCCAGUACGGCAUGGUGCCCUGGUACAGCGAGGCCUGCUCCUCCACACUCGCCACCACCUUCAGCUCUGGGAACCCUAACGAGAAACAGAUAGUGACCACAGACCUGAGACAGAAGUGUACAGACACCCACACAGGGACGUCAGCAUCGGCCCCCCUGGCUGCUGGGAUCAUCGCCCUGGCUCUGGAGGCCAAUAUGAACCUGACGUGGCGGGACAUGCAGCACUUGGUGGUGAGAACCUCUCACCCCGCCCACCUCAGCACUGACGACUGGAGGACCAAUGGAGUGGGCCGCAAAGUGAGUCAUUCGUAUGGGUAUGGUUUGCUGGAUGCGGGGGCCAUGGUGGCUCUGGCUCAGAACUGGACCAGCGUGGGCCCACAGCACCAGUGUGUCCUCACCAUGCUCUCAGAGCCGAGGGACAUAGGUAGCCGGCUGCUGUUCAGUAAGACAUUGGACUCCUGCUGGGGCAGACCAGAGUAUGUCAACUCUCUGGAGCAUGUCCAGGCCCGCCUCACUCUCUCCUACAACCACAGAGGAAACCUGGCUAUACACCUCAUCAGCCCCCUAGGGACACGCUCUACCCUGCUGGCUCCCAGGCCUAAAGACUAUUCGCCAGAGGGAUUUAUUGACUGGGCAUUCAUGACCACCCACAUGUGGGAUGAGGACCCUCGAGGGGAGUGGACCCUGGAGAUCGAGAACGUCUCAGAACAAGGACACGACUAUGGUGAGUUGAGUCAGUUUACUCUGAUCCUGUACGGUACGGGCUCCAGCUCCAAUAACCCCUCGUCUCCUGACUUCCCCCGGCCUUCCAACAACAGCUGCAAGACCUUCGACUCCCAGCAGAUCUGCAUCGAGUGCAGCCUAGGCUUCUCCCUGUUCCUGCAGGGUUGUGUGAAGCUCUGUCCCCCCGGCUUCACCACGGGCCCCCAGCUCCUCAACAUGUCCCUGGACAACUGGGUGGACUUGUCCUCCGUCCAGUCCUGCCUGCCAUGCCACCCUGCUUGCCUCACCUGUUCCGGCCCCGGGCCCAGCGAUUGCCUCUCUUGCCCCCCUCACAGCCACCUGGUCCUCACCGCCUGCCUGCACCAGAACCAGAUCCAGCGCAAGUCCCCCACUGGCCCCGACCUCCAGGGAGAUGUGGGUGGACCAGGGGAAAGCCCAGUGGGGUUAGAGCAGGGGAGAGGUGGGGGAGUGGGGGAGCCUCCAGGACCUAUCCUGGCCCUGUCCUCCCCUCUGGCCACCCUCCUGGCUGUGCUCAGCUGUGCCUUCAUCCUGGCAGCCUUUGCCGGGGUCUUUUUUAUGCUGCAGCUGCGCACUGGUGGCGCCCCUUGGGCCCGGAGGACCAAACUGCAGUCUGUGGAGACGGGGGGAUGGGCCUCGGGGGGCUUCGGCCUGGGGCUAGGCUGGGAGAGGCAGGGCAGGGUAUCCUAUAAGGGGAUCCCCACCGUGUGGGUUGACGAGGACCAGGUAACAUUGGGGGGCUCUGAUUCCGACAGUGAAGAGCUGAACUGCCACAGUGAGAGGACUGCCUUUAUCAGGACACAGAGCUCUCUCUAGCCCCCUCUCUGACCCCUACAUCUGGAGGAAACUCUCUUCAGAGGGUUUGGUCUCUCCAGCCCCUCCCUCUGCUAGAGCUCAUGGGUCUGUAGUGUGAGUCUGGUUUAGGCAUUGUCCCUGGCUAAUAGACAGAGAUUCUGAUCCAGGGAUGUAAUGGCUCAGCCCAGCAAGCACCUCCUGGUCCACUGAUUCACCCUCAAGCAUUAAUCAACUGAAAAUGUUUUUGUUUUAUAAUGACUAUAUAGAUAUAUAUUAUUUUUGUUGUAUUUUUUGCUUUUAAACACUUGAAUAAGAUUAUUUGCCCUGGCCCAAGGGUCUAGGUAAAGGUAAAGUACAGUUUUCACUAUUAUUUCCCAUUGACCUUUAGUUUAUUGUAGAAAGGCCAAUUUCUGUAUUUUGAAAGUUGCAUAUCUUGAAAACUUGAUUGCUGUGACAUGCAAAACAUUUUGGGACUAUAUCAACAAUGGACUAAUGAAACAAAAGAUAGUUUUGGGGUGGAGUUUUCCUUUAAGCAGAUGUCAAAAGAUAUGUCCGUAUGUAUUAGUAUACAUGUGUGCCUAUGUGACAGUGACUUUGUAGACAAGAACUGAAUAGCCUCCCAACACAGUUUCUGAUUGGAUGAGGACCACAACAGGGUUUUAUUUAAUGUGCGAGAAUGAGAGAAAGUUGCAGAUUUGGGCACCGAUAAAUGCCUACAUUUGAACGCAGUGGCUGUACAGUAACAUGCUACACAUGACGUCAGACCUCAAGCUCUGCGCUUCACAGCGCCGGAUGGGUUUCGACUGACAGCGGUUCUGCACUUGAACACCGCACGCGAUAUGAAGUUGCCCCAAUCUCGCUCACUAAUUGGGCAACUUUUUUUGUUGACUGAGUGAGGGAAAGCUGUAAAUUAAUGACACUAUGUAUUUUGAAAGAUGAGACGUUGAGGAUUAUAACUAAAUACUGUUUUGAUGUCAUACAAGCAAGCCAAACACCCAUGAGUCCAAAUGUGUACUUCACAUUUCCGUAUAUGAUCUAUAUUUAAGGUACAGUUACAAGAUCACAUGGCGUCAUACCCUGGGUUAUUCUGAACAGGGACAAUGGGUUGUGUUCCAAACAAAACAACUUCAAGUGUGCUUGCUCUAGUUCCUCAACGGCACAUCUAGGAGAGCUCAAAACAGCAGCUUAUAGUUGAAGGCUGUUCUUUGAGUCAUAUAAGUGCAUUGAAAUUACUUAGGAAACGUGCUUUGGAGAGGUGUGUGGCCACUUGGAGACACCAGUUAGUCCUCUCACUCUCACUCUUAUCAGUAGUGCUAAGCGAUUUUCGAUGUCGGUUUCGAUGUUUUUUUUUACAUGAAAUGCUCUAUGCAUUAUGUAGGUUGAAUGCUGUAACAACACAGAAUAAAACAAUUAAUAAAAUACAAUGAUGGUAGUGACUGCCCAUUACUGUUUAUCACUUAUGAACCAUCAUUUAUUCACAUUACUUUAAUAAAAUAUUUAAGUUGUUGUGUA
Oncorhynchus keta (chum salmon) is the source of this 4968-nucleotide messenger RNA. Its product is annotated as furin-like. Gene Ontology annotation, cellular component: Golgi membrane; trans-Golgi network. Gene Ontology annotation, molecular function: serine-type endopeptidase activity. The record is from RefSeq and is a predicted model, not a curated record. Lineage: Eukaryota; Metazoa; Chordata; Actinopteri; Salmoniformes; Salmonidae. The coding region runs from base 940 to 3477 and encodes 845 amino acids. Gene Ontology annotation, biological process: peptide hormone processing. The transcript has 15 exons.